Pimephales promelas (fathead minnow) is the source of this 1126-nucleotide messenger RNA. RefSeq names its product SH2 domain containing 1A duplicate a (gene sh2d1aa). The record is from RefSeq and is a predicted model, not a curated record. Gene Ontology annotation, biological process: regulation of signal transduction; regulation of immune response. NCBI's taxonomy places the organism in Eukaryota, Metazoa, Chordata, Actinopteri, Cypriniformes, Leuciscidae.
GAUCAGUUCCAUUAACUCACAGCUUGCUUCUCUUGACUUCCUUUAGUGAGGUCAGCUCUUGUGGUGUAUGUGUGCGUGUGUACAGUUCGAUAGAAUGGAGGAUUUGGCAGAAUAUCAUGGACCCAUCAGUAAGAACCAAGCAGAAGAGAUCCUGAACGAAGCGGGCAGAGAUGGCAGCUAUCUGAUCAGAGACAGCAUGAGCUGCGUGGGGUCUUACUGUGUGUGUGUGCUGUGUGAUGGAUGGAUUUACACCUACAGAGUUUUCAAACAAAAGGACGGACUCUGGACAAUAGAGAAGGCUCCUGGGAUGAAGGAACGACUCUUUCGAAGCGCCAGAAACCUCAUUGCUGCAUUUAAGAUCCCGGACCAAGGCAUCUCUAUUCCUCUGCUGUAUCCUGUGAACAAACCUCAACAAUAACACACAAGUUGAAACCAACACCUCACUGUUUCUACCAGCGGUGGGGGCGCUUUAGCCAAGGCUAAAUUAUAGAAAAUUUGUAAAAAUGCUGUAAAUUGUAAAAAUGCUUUAAAGUGUAUUAGAUAUAUCAGCAGGGAGAAACCAUUGAAAUGCAUUUCAUGAUUUCAAUUGAAAAAAUAAUGAUUGUUUCCUUUCAGGUCGAUAUCAAUAUCAAAUAUAAAAGUAAUUUUUUAUACAAUAAUUGGAACAACAAAUGCUAAGCUAUAAUAUAUGUGAAAUACCUGUCCACUCCCUACUGUGUGUUACAGUAUAUUGUACAUCUCAUCUCUGUACAAUACUGUGUUUUCUUCAAAAGGAUUUUUUUUAAAAACAAAGAACCAUCUAAAAUUAACUAGUUUUAACAAUACUCACUUCAGACAGCAGCAAAUACAGAUGAGACCCAUGAGAAAAAUAGGCCUUGAACAAAGUCAGAUCUUAUUUUCAGUCUAGUAAUGAGAGUGUGUCCGUCUAACACUUCCUGCAACAAUGCUAUCACGCUAACGUUAAAAUCAAAAUUGUUUUGAUUUCUAAUAAUUGUAAUUACAUUCAGAGCCUUUUUGAUGUUAUAAAUAAAAUAUAUAACAUGCGUAAUGUAGUUUUUUUUCCAGUCCCAAAAAAUAUUUGCAGGAGAGAUAAUGUUCUAUUUGAAUCUUUACACUCUGAAAAAAU